Molecule: messenger RNA, 1626 nt
Organism: Williopsis jadinii
Lineage: Eukaryota; Fungi; Ascomycota; Saccharomycetes; Phaffomycetales; Wickerhamomycetaceae
Gene: COQ8
Product: protein kinase COQ8
Exons: 1
Coding region: 1-1626 (541 amino acids)
Biological process (GO): ubiquinone biosynthetic process
Cellular component (GO): extrinsic component of mitochondrial inner membrane
Molecular function (GO): kinase activity
Source: RefSeq, a predicted model, not a curated record
AUGAGAGGGACUCUUUUCGAGGUGGUCUCCAUAGCGAGAGGAGCUGCAAAGGUUGGACAGGGCUCGUUGGAGCUUGCGGUCAAGGAUGCUAAGGAGUUCUACAGGACUUCUACGUUGACGAGAUCGUGCAGAGUCCACGAUGAGAUGUAUGAGGAAUUGCAUCAACGCUCUGAGGAGGCGAGAAGCGUAGGCUCGACCGUAGGCUCGAGCACCUCUGGCCACCAGCACAGGGCCGCGAAGGGCCCUGUUGCGCAGAGCAAGCGGAACUACUCGACGUCUGCGAAGAAGACCGCUGUGGCUGUUGAGCCAGAGAAGGGCGAGGGCCAGGAGGACGGUGGAGUGGAGAUGCCAUCGACGAAACUGCAGAGGCUGUUCCACUAUGGGCAGCUGGCCACGUCCAUGAGCAUCAACGCCGCCUCUGACAGUUUGAAAGCUGUUGCCAAGGGCCAGAGACCAAACUUGAAGAACGUUGCUCUUUCGUCGAAGAACGUUACGCUUCUUGGUGACAAGCUGCGCAAGAUGAGAGGAGCCGCGUUGAAGGUUGGCCAGCUGAUGUCGAUUCAGGAUGAAUCUUUCCUUCCACCAGAGGUCUCCAGCCUGCUGACGUCUGUCCAGAACCAGAGCUACUUCAUGCCUCAGAGACAGCUUCACCGGAUCAUGAAGGAGAACCUGGGCAGCCAUUGGAAGUCCCACUUCCUGGAGUUUGGGGAAAUCCCUAUCGCAUCGGCGUCGAUCUCUCAGGUUCACAAAGCAGUGUUGAAAGACGGUACCAAGGUUGCCGUUAAGGUCCAGUACCCGGGUGUUAAGAACUCAAUUGACUCAGACAUGGAUACCUUGUUGAUGCUUUUGAAAGCAUCAAACAUGCUACCAAGAGGCAUGUACGCAGAUAAAUCCAUUGCCAACGCAAGAACCGAGUUGAAAUGGGAAUGCGACUUCAUCAGAGAGGCAAAGGCCAUUAAGCGGUUUAGGGAGCUGUUGAAAGACGAUCCUGUCUUCGAAGUUCCCAAGGUAUACGACGAGUUGACCACUGAGAAUAUUCUCACCAUGGACUAUCUCGAAGGCGUGGAGAUCACACGUGGUGAGUGGGAUCAAGAGACCAAGAACUGGAUGGCUACCAACGUGAUGAGAUUGUGCUUACAGGAGAUUGCCCAGUUCAAAUUCAUGCAGACUGACCCAAACUGGGCCAACUUCCUCUACAACGACAAGACGAAGAAGAUCGAGCUGUUGGACUUUGGCGCAUCAAGGGGGUUCGGGGAUGAGUUCAUCAAGAACUACGUCGAAUGCUUGCAGAGUGCCAUUCGUGGAGAGAAGAACAUCGUGGCAGCCUACUCCAAGCAGCUGGGAUACCUGACCGGGUUCGAAUCCGACGAGAUGGUUGCAGCCCAUGUUGAGUCCGUCAUGGUGCUCGGGGAGCCAUUCAAGGAGAAACUGUACGACUUCUCCACACAGGACGUCACUACGAGGGUCAAGGCCAAGAUGGGGCUGAUGCUGAGAGAGAGACUGACUCCACCACCGGAGGAAACGUACUCACUGCACAGAAAGUUCAGUGGUGUCUUCCUCCUCUGUACAAGACUGAAAGCAACGGUUCCGUGUGCUGAGUUGUUCGAGCAGUACUUCCACGUGUAA